AUGGCAACUAAAACCUCACGAAAAGCUCCAGAUGUGCUCGUCGAAAUCAUCGACAACGAACAAGAUUUCACAACAGCCUUUGCCAUAAUCUCAAAAUGCUUCGGCCACCAAACCAACGAUGCCUUCUGGCAAGCCAUGAACCCAGGCUGGAACACUUCUAAAGGAGCAGCCGCAGGAACCUCUCGCAUGGUCAAGCGAUGGCAAUCAGUCUCCAGCAACAAAUCUGGAGAACCGAAUACAGUGCAUCUCAAAGCCACUGUACCUGAUCCGCAGAAUCCAGGCCAACGCAUUAUAGCGGGCAUAGCCAUCUGGGCACAACACUCCAUGAUCGAUGGCAUGGGCGACAAACCAUCUACUGACAUCAACACUGCAGCAGAUCUGGAAGAACUAUACCCAGGCAAUGAAGCAGAGCAAAGAUUUCUUCGCCAAUGCUUUGCAUCGUUCGUCAGUCAACGCGUCAAAACGCUAGAAGAAAAAGCAACGACUUCAUCACCCGCAACAUUUAGUUUGGAUCUCUGUGUUGUGGAUCCUGAGUUCCAGAGAAGAGGUAUUGCGAAUAAGUUGGUGGAGUGGGGGUUGGAAGAAGCUAGAAAGAGGGGAGGGUUGGAGUCGACGACUGAGGGGUCUGCUAUGGGUAGAUUUGUUUAUCAGAAGCUGGGCUUCAAGCCGGUGGAGGAAGUGGUCUACCAUGUGGAUCCCGAGUUCCAGGAUCGCAAGUUGCCGCCGAAUUUGUUCAUGCGUACUGGUGCGAGCGCUUAA
Messenger RNA from Aureobasidium namibiae CBS 147.97, 759 nucleotides. RefSeq lists its product as uncharacterized. The coding region runs from base 1 to 759 and encodes 252 amino acids. The transcript has a single exon. Lineage: Eukaryota; Fungi; Ascomycota; Dothideomycetes; Dothideales; Saccotheciaceae. Gene Ontology annotation, molecular function: acyltransferase activity, transferring groups other than amino-acyl groups. The record is from RefSeq and is a predicted model, not a curated record.